This is a messenger RNA of Cheilinus undulatus (humphead wrasse), 9936 nucleotides long. Its product is annotated as girdin-like. Gene Ontology annotation, biological process: cytoskeleton-dependent intracellular transport; cytoplasmic microtubule organization. Lineage: Eukaryota; Metazoa; Chordata; Actinopteri; Labriformes; Labridae. Gene Ontology annotation, cellular component: centrosome; cytoplasm. Gene Ontology annotation, molecular function: microtubule binding; dynein light intermediate chain binding. The record is from RefSeq and is a predicted model, not a curated record. The transcript is spliced from 37 exons. Bases 611 to 6739 code for a protein of 2042 amino acids.
GAAGGGAGGCAGACAGGGCUAUGAAGGGUAAACGGUUAAAACAGUUCAACUAGUAAUAUGAUUAGUUAGUUUUUUUCCAACAAGGACCUCAGAACCGCUGGAUUUUUCCAUACUGGAUAUCUUUUUUUAUUUUUAUUUUUUGUCGUGGCGGAGGAAAGUUUGCCGUUAAAAUUCCCUCUCUCAUCUUUUGCCAGUAACGGUUAUGUGGUUUUUUCCAGGGGUAAGCCGCUAGCAUAAACGCAUACCUGGCUCAGGUCUGAUGUAGUCCGGUCUAUCCUCGCCUUCGUAGAUAGCUAGCUAAACGCUGGGACGCUCAAACAAAGAAUACUUUUUUUUUUUCAACAAAAUGUAAUUUCUCGUCCUCCCGUGGUAGCCAAGCCCAGCAGUUGGCAUCUUGAAACAGCUGGGUCGUGUCGAGAAGAUUGUGGAUUAACGCUUUUCUCCCCCUGAAGAAACCCCGGACGCGUUUAAGUGGCCGCUAGCCAAAAUGAGUGUCGUUUUAAUUGUAUCAACGACAUGAGUGGAGCCUAACCAAACACAUAUUUUUCCCAAGGAGUGCGCUGUGGUUCUUUUUCCAUAUCUGCUGAAAAAAAACGGUUCCCUGGAAAAUAUGGAAAGCGAGGUUUUCACUCCUUUACUGGAGCAGUUUAUGCUCUCGCCUCUGGUCUGCUGGGUAAAGACUGUCGGGCAGCCAACAGUGACCGAUGGCUCCAAACUAUCGGAAUAUGUUGAAUUAGUGGAUGGGAUUUACCUGAAUGAGGUCAUGCUUGAGAUAAAUCCCAAAUCCACAGUGCAGAGGACCAACAAAAAAGUCAACAAUGACCCUACACUACGCAUUCAGAACCUCUCGAUACUCAUCAGACAGAUCAAAGGCUAUUAUCAGGAGACUCUCCAGCAACUGGUGAUGAUGCCUUUACCAAAUGUACUGGUGCUAGGCAGGAACCCUCUGUCUGAGCAAGGCCUGGAAGAGAUGAAGAAACUAUUGUUGCUGCUGCUAGGCUGUGCUGUCCAGUGUGAGAAUAAGGAAGACUACAUCGAGCGUAUCCAGACUCUGGACUUUGACACCAAAGCUGCUAUCGCAUCCCACAUUCAAGAGGUGACUCACAAUCAGGAGAACGUAGUGGACCUGCAGUGGUUAGAAGGUGGGGAAAUGCCUCCAGAGGACACAGAAAGCCUCUCCAGAAACCUGGCUUUUCACCUUAAACGCCUGGUGGACGAGAGAGACACACAGUUGGAAACUAUAGUGGAGCUAACUCAGGAGAGAGACUGCGUGCAGUUGUCUCCUCUGGCUCCCUGUCCAACCCAGUCUCCUGGUGACUCCCCUAGUAUGAGGAGGACUGAAAGCCGACAGCACCUCUCUGUGGAGUUGGCUGAUGCCAAGGCCAAAAUCAGACGCCUUCGACAGGAACUAGAGGAGAAGAGUGAGCAGCUGUUGGAUACCAGGCAGGAGCUUGAAAACAUGGAAGUGGAGCUCAAAAAGCUUCAGCAAGAGAGCUUUCAGUUGCUGUCAGACGCUCGCUCAGCUCGGGCCUAUCGUGACGAGCUGGACGCACUCAGAGAGAAAGCAAUCCGUGUGGACAAACUUGAGAGCGAGCUGAGCCGUUAUAAGGAGAGACUUCAUGACAUUGAGUUUUACAAAGCCAGAGUGGAGGAGCUUAAAGAGGACAACCAGGUAAUGCUGGAGACUAAGGCAAUGUUGGAAGAACAGCUGGAAGCUAGCCGGACCAGGUCUGACAAACUGCACCUCCUGGAAAAAGAAAAUCUGCAGCUUAAAUCAAAGAUUCAUGACCUGGAGAUGGAGAGAGACAUGGACCGUAAGCGCAUGGAGGAGUUGUUGGAGGAGAACCUUGUGCUUGAGAUGGCCCAGAAACAGAGUAUGGAUGAAUCUCUGCACCUUGGCUGGGAGCUGGAACAACUGUCCAAGACACCAGAACUAACAGAAGUCCCUCAAAAAUCUCUUGGUGAAGAAGUGAAUGAGCUGACCUCGAGCCGCCUGUUGAAGCUGGAGAAAGACAACCAGACCCUGCUGAAGACAGUGGAGGAGCUUAGAGGAGCAGGCGGUCAAGAUAUUGUGUCGAAACUAUCAAAAGUCAGCCAGGAAAACCAGAGAUUGACCCAGAAACUGGAGCAGCUGGAGAACGAACUUGCAUCAGACAGAGAGUCACUCCGCAGUGCUGAGUCACUCAGUACGGACCUAAUGAAAGAGAAAGCUUUACUGGAGAAGACUCUAGAAACACUAAGAGAAAACUCUGAGCGGCAGCUGAAGGGUUUGGAGCAGGAGAACAAACACCUGGGCCAGACUGUGUCAUCUCUGCGUCAGCGCUGCCAGGUCGGGGCUGAGGCCCGGGUCAAAGAUGUAGAGAAAGAGAAUAGAGUUCUCCAUGAAUCCAUCUGUGAGACUACCGCCAAACUCAAUAAAAUGGAGUUUGAAAGGAAACAAAUACGUAAGGAGCUUGAAGUGAUGAAGGAGAAAGGUGAAAGAGCAGAAGAGUUGGAGGUUCAGAUACAAAAGCUGGAAAGGGACAAUGAAAGCCUGCAGAAAAAAGUUGCCAGCCUUGGAAUCACCUGUGAAAAGGUGUCUUCCUUGGAGAAGGAGAACUCUGAGCUGGAGGCAGAGGGACGUCGUAUGAAGAAGAAGCUUGAUUCUUUGAAGAACAUGGCUUACCAGCUAGAGGCGUUGGAGAAGGAAAACUCACAGCUGGAGCAGGAAAACCUGCAGCUUCGACGCUCAGCUGAGAGUCUCAGGUCUGCGGGGGCUAAGGCUGCUCAGCUAGAAGCAGAGAACAGGGAGCUGGAGAGCGAGAGGAGCCAGCUGAAGCGCAGCCUGGAGCUGCUGAAAGCCUCGUCAAAGAAAACUGAGAGAUUAGAGGUGAGUUAUCAGGGCCUAGAUACAGAGAACCAACGCCUGCAGAAGGCCUUGGAGAACAGCAGUAAGAAGAUCCAGCAGUUGGAGGCAGAGCUGCAAGAGGUGGAGACUGAGAAUCAGACCCUACAACGCAACCUAGAGGAGCUCAAAAUCUCUAGUAAACGCCUGGAGCAGCUGGAGCAGGAGAACAAAACUCUUGAGCAGGAAAGCUCCCAGCUUGAAAAAGACAAGAAACUUCUAGAGAAGGAGAACAAGCGUCUGAGGCAGCAAGCGGAGAUCCGUGAUGCCAAACUGGAUGACAGCAACCAGCGGAUCUCUUCUUUGGAGAAAGAGAACCGCACUAUGGGCAAGGAGAUGAUCUUCUUCAGGGACUCCUGCACAAGAGUCAAAGACCUGGAGAGGGAGAACAAGGAGCUGGUCAAACAAGCCACCAUCGAUAAGAAGACACUAACAACACUCAGGGAGGAGCUUGUGAGUGAGAAGCUGCGGACUCAGCAGAUGAAUAAUGAUCUGGAGAAACUGACCCAUGAGCUUGAAAAGAUUGGACUGAACAAGGAAAGGCUGCUGCAUGAUGAGAGUUCAGACGACAGGUUUAAGCUCCUGGAAACCAAACUUGAGUCAACUCUUAAAUCAUCAUUGGAGAUCAAAGAGGAAAAGAUUGCUGCCCUAGAAGCCAGGUUGCAGGAGUCUUCAAAUCUCAACCAACAACUUCGCCAGGAGCUCAAAACGGUAAAGAAAAACUAUGAGGCUCUGCGUCAGAGGGAGGAAGAGGAGAGAAUGGUGCAGAGCUCGCCUCCAAAAGGAGGGGAAGACCCUAAAGCUGUCAGUAAAUGGGAGAAAGAGAGCCAUGAAGCCACCAGGGAGCUGCUAAAGGUCAAAGACAGACUCAUUGAGGUGGAGAGGAAUAAUGCCACACUGCAGGCUGAGAAAGCAGCUCUGAGGAGCCAGCUCAAACAACUGGAAACUCAAAGCUCCAAUCUGCAGGCUCAGAUAGUGGCUGUGCAGAGACAAACUGCUUCUUUACAGGAAAACAAUACAACGCUUCAGACACAGAAUGCCAAGCUGCAGGUGGAAAACUCCACCCUAAGCUCACAGAGUGCUGCCCUCAUGGCCCAGAAUGCCCAGCUGCAGACCCAGCAGACCAGUGUGGAGAGUGAAAAAGAAGGAGCUCUGAAGGAUAAAGAAGAGCUGAGGUCCACCUAUGAACUGCUGCUCCGUGAUCAUGAGAAGCUGGCAGCACUCCAUGAAAGACAAGCGGCAGAGUAUGAAGCUCUGAUUGGGAAACACGGAGGCCUGAAGAGUUCACACAAGAGCCUUGAGCAGCAGCACAGGGACCUGGAGGACAAGUACAAGCAGCUCCUGCACAAGAAAGGGGAGCUGGAAGAGCUUGAGAAAAAUUUGAAGGCACAGCAGGAAAAAAUGGCACUCGAAAAUGAAACGCACCAAGCCACAGCUGACCAAUGCAAACUGCUCAAAGAAGAGAAUGAUAGACUAAAUUCCACCUAUCGUCAGCUGUUGAGGGACAAUGAAAAUCUGCAGCAGGACCAUAAGAACAUAAAGACCCAGCUGAACAGUGCCAAGCUGGAGCAGACAAGGCUGGAAGCUGAGUUUUCUAAACUGAAGGAGCAGUACCAGCAGCUGGACAUCACCUCCACCAAGCUCACUAAUCAGUGUGAAUUAUUGAGCCAACUGAAAGGAAACCUGGAAGAAGAGAAUCGUCACCUGUUGGACCAGAUCCAGACUCUGAUGCUACAGAAUCGCACACUGCUAGAGCAGACCAUGGAAAGCAAAGACCUGUUCCAUGUGGAACAAAGACAAUACAUAGACAAGCUAAAUGAGCUGAGGAGACAGAAAGAGAAGCUUGAAGAGAAAAUCAUGGACCAGUACAAGUUCUAUGAUCCCUCUCCACCACGCAGGCGCGGCAACUGGAUCACUUCAAAGAUGAAGAAGCUGAUCAAGCCCAGGAGCAGGGAGAGGAUGCGCUCUCUUACUCUGACACCUUCUCGUUCAGAGUGUGGUGAUGGUUUCCUCAGUUUCCCUCAGGACAGCCAGGACAGCUCCUCUAUCGGCUCUGGCUCCAACUCGCUGGAUGACACACUUACACAAAAGAGGAGCAGCAGGAAGAGAGGGCAGCAGUCACAUGCCCAAGGGCAGGGGUCCACCAAUGCUAUAAAAAGGUUGCCUUUCAUGAGGAACAGAUCCAAGGACAAAGACAAGGCCAAGGCCAUCUACCGGCGCUCCAUGUCCAUGAAUGACCUCCUGCAGACAAUGGCGGUUGCAGGCAGCAUUGAGAACCUUGAUGGCGUUGAGCCUGUGGAUGAUGGGAUGACUGGUGGAAGCAGGCGCAGCGGGCAGCGCAUGAAGGAACUCGCCUUUUCUACUAAUGCCAUCGACUGUGCCACUCUCACACUGCCCAGUGCGUGUCAUAGCAGGGCCAAGCAACGCCUGCGGGUUAAAGAAAAUACUUCUUGUGAGGAUGUGGUCAGCUCUGUAGACGAACCAAAGAGUCAAGGCCUGCAGGUGAAUAGCAGUGCUAUGUCUCCUCCUGCUGAGUCGAGUGUUAGGUGCAGAGUGCCCUGUAGCAUCUGUACCUCCAGACCCUCCAGUCUCCAUAGCAACAGGACCACCAGUAGUAAUAGUAACAAUAACUCCCACCUCACUUCUCCUCUGGAGGGCAAAGGAACGUUAAACGGCAGCCUCAGUAGACCUCACAGUGAGAGCAGCGGAGAGUUCAGCCUCAGCUUGGACCAAGAGGUUUGGUCCAGCAGCGGCAGCAGCCCCGUUCAGCAGCCAACCUCCUCACGUUCCUCCCACCAGAGCCCCCUGCAGCUGCGGAGGUCCCUUGAUCCGUCCACUGUAGCUGGAAUCCCUGGCCAGGCCCAGACCAAACCUCCAGGGAAUGAGGUGCUCUCCCUGCAACAGUUCCUGGAUGAGGGUAUUGAUCCUGCAGAGUCUGGCAGUCAGGAGAACCUCACUGUCGACUCUCCUCGCCUCUCCACCCCUUCUGAGCAUGGGCAGAAAGAACGCACUGCAACAAAAGGGCGGGGCAUAUUACGCUCCUCUAGUGGGAAAGCAACACUUGUUAGCUCUGAUCGUCCACCAAGAUCUGCUGGACAACCAGGACGCCCCACCCUGCGUAAGGCAGAGAGCACCCGUGUGAAAGGAUCCGUCCCAGUCCGCUCCAGCCUGUCCUCACAGGGUAAAGCUACAUCUGUCUCUGAACGUCUGGACUCUGCCUCCUCCACGCUGCCCAGGGCCAGCAGUGUCAUCUCCACUGCGGAGGGCACCACACGGCGUACCAGCAUCCACGACCUGCUCUCAAAAGACCAACGGCAGCCAGUCUCUGUUGACCCCACUCCUCCUUCCAAGGCUGGGGUCCGCUCCCAGCCUCCACCCAGUGAGUACCACCCCAACAGCACCAACCUAAAAGGACCCCUUACCACCACAACCACCAACCCCCCUCUGCCUAAGUCCCUCAGCUUACCAUGCCAUAGCCUGGAGGAUCCUGACCUCUCCACCCUCGAGUCUUUCCUUGGCCCAUCUUUCACUGUAGAGUCUGUGUUUAUGGACUCCAUCUUUAGUGAGUCAGCAGGCAAAAACCUCCCCUUCCUGUCUCUAAACCCAACCCUAGUCAGCAACAUCAGUGGGCCUCCUGUUCAAAAUAAAACUCACCCUCCUCCUGCUUCUAACCCACAUCGCAUUCCCUCACAAAACCAGCCACCUCACAGCCAAUCAAACAGCCAGAUCAGAUCCAGUCCAGCCAAUCUGACAGAGUUUAAUGGGGGCGUUGAUCCCAUUGGAGUGAAUAAUUCAGAGCAGUCACUCAGCCCAGAAGAAAACCAGUCCCUGUGGUAUGAGUACGGCUGUGUGUGAAGGACGGGGAGGGGCUGGCUCAAUUAAACAAGGAGAGAGAGUGACAUAAUGAUUCUCCUUCUCUGCAUGCAUUUAUAAGAGCACUGUCUAUCUCUGUGGGGUGUUUUUGUUUUGUUCUUUUCUGUUGGAUUUGGUGCUGAAUUUCUGUUGUGAUUUUUUUUUCCUGACUUUUUCUUUUAUCUGAGGUGGGACUAUAUUGAAUGUUCUUCCGUCCAACGGCCUUGAAUAUGUUUUUCUUUUUUUUUAAUUUCAUCAGUUUCCCUUCUAACACUAUACUAUUAUCUGCACCUCAGGGUUCAUGUGGGCUUUGGCUAUUUACUUAAAUGCUAAAUAAAAGAGACACUACGUAUGAUGAUUGAAGAUUCAGUGGAAGUGUCACAAGAACACAUUUCAGAAAUAGUCAUCUAUGACAAGAAGUAAAGCACUCUGGGGCUGAUGCUCUGGUAGCAACUUUCUAAUAACAAAUAAGUUUAGGAAUUUUGAAUUUGCCAGAUAAUAGAUUCACUUUACUCUUGUUUUGGUCUGAUGUUUGGAUGUAUCACUGCUUUGACUCAGGUUGCACCAUUAACUGAGUUGCAUGGCUUUUUUCUUCCACAUUAAUUUUGAUUGCUGCAAUCAAAAUGGUCUUUUUGUUUUUUUUUUCCUGAUGGUGUGACUUUGGUUUUAUGCUUUACCAUUUUAUUUUACAUGUGAUGAUGAUGAUGGGUUUUUGUUUGUUCAUGGGAUGGUGACAAAAUGAUGAAGCUUCAUUCUCAGAACGAUGUGAGAGGGAGGUUUAGUGGGUGAAGAGAAAGUUGACAAUGAAGGUGGUGGAAUAUGACCAGGACAGGACUGGGAUAUCUCAAUGGGAUAAUUUGAACAGGGAGUCAAACUAGUAAGUUGUUUAUAUUUUUCUGAUUGUUUUGAGAAUGAAGCUAACAUCAUUUCCUCUGAAAAUGUUAUUAACACUUUUUUUUGUCAUAAUGGAUUUGAAAAUGACCAUGGGAAAUAUUUAAGAUAGGAGAUAAUAUUUGAUGAUGUUUAGACUGACAGGUCUUGUACAGAUUGUAGUAAUCUUUAAGUUAUAAUCAAUGACGAGCACUGCUGUAUGUGCCAACACUAGUAGUACUUUCUGCCUAAAGCUCCUUAUUUAUUUCUGCUUUUGUAAUCUUUUCUUGUUGUUUUGAUGUUUCUUUAUUGUAUUUAUCUUAAUCUUCAGUACAUACUGGUAUAAACUAAAUGAAUAUGUUUUUGUCACAGUCUAUAGAUGUAACAUAAACAUUGCCUUUGUCCUACAGAUGUGGAGGGCAGAAAGUCUAAAAGCAGGAGCGGGGAGCCGCAGCAAAGCUGCUAACCUAACCCCCCCACCCUCGUCUAUCUACUACCAUGCUGUGAGCGCGUGGUGAGUGAGCGCUGCUUGAGCGGGAGGAAAAGGGAUCGGGGUGGAGGGAGGGGGCUCGGUCUUGUCUCCAUGGGAACCUAAAACAUGGUGUAACAGAUGUCAUCCAGCCUGCCAUGCACUUGCCUCCCCUGCUUCUCUAAGCCCACACCCUCCUCCUCCUCACUGUCCUGUUUGUCACUUUGACAUCCCUGUGGUGCCAAACACCCGUUCAGAGCCUGAUGGGACCCUGGUCUGUUUGACAUAUGGGCCGUUUCACCAUUGGAGUGGAUGAACGCUUUGCCUGUUUGUGUCCUGAUAUCCCCCCUUUAUGAGGAGUCCUCAGCAGCCGUACCCUUUCCUCUCUGUGAUGCUUCUUAUUUUGUUGGCUAAAUUCACAGCGAAGUGUCAACUGCUGGAGGAAAAACCCAGCACUUUGCUGUGUUCAGGCUUUGUUGUUAUUGCUGCAUGGCUUUGGUGUAGCGCUGAAAUCCUUCCCUCUUCUUACUCCCUUGACGGUGCAUGUAGAUUCAGGCUGCUUCCUCUGCCUCCUCUUGUAUAUCACUAUCUGCUGAUGAAGUUUCUGACUUUUAAAUUUCUUGUUUCUCUUUUCUCUCUUUUGUUACUUUUAACUCUGCCUCUUUACUGUCUCCUCUUUCUUCUUUCCAUUUCUCUUUGCUCGCCUGGAACCAGAGAGAAAGGUGGCCUUGGAGCUGUGUGUCUGAAGCCUAGUAGAUUUAAUCUGCUGAGACUGUCUACAGUGAGAAAGAUUGUACAUCCCAGUUUCCCCCUUUUUUCCCCUUUUGUUUCUGUUUAAUCCAGGACACUUGAGUAGAGAAAAGUGGCUUCCUUCUCUGUUUUGUUUUUUUCCUUGAAUCAAGGAAACAACAGAAAAGACUUAGAAAAUGGUGCAUUGACUUUUUUUGUUUUUCUAUAAAGAGUAAUUUGUGGCAGAUUGCACUGCCAUGUGUCCUUCUGUGUGACAGACAGUAACAUGUGCACUAGUCUCUGCAGACUUAAGAUUUAAGUGCCAACGUUCACACAACAGCCUAAAGGGGCAAUCUUAAACUAGACUGAAGACUCAUUUUGGAUCGUCUGUGCAGCCGGACCCUCUUCUAUUCAUAAAAGUGAGUCUUUUUAUAAGCAUGAACAUCUAGAAACAGCUUUCAGCAAGUCUCGAACAAAACAUUCUCAAAGCAUGUCAGCACCAACCUGCAAUCAGACUCAACAAUCACAAUCUGCAUGGAGCAAUCAAUCAGCCAAUCACCCCACUUCCUGUAUCCAAUCAGAGAGGAGUACAGUGUUCAGUGGGGAACACUUUGCCUGGAUGCCAAAUGGACUUGGACAGGAAGCCAUGACAGCUGUGAGAUAUCGGCAUCUGUUGCCUGCCAAUCAUGGGCGAAGGUUGACCUUUCCUUACCUGAGAAUGAGAGGAAUCAUGGGAGGGUUCCAGGUCACCUAUAUGAAAGUUGGCCUCCACAGACUGACUCCGUGAAACAAACCCUACACUCUGUUCUACUUAUCUUCAAUCAUUUAUCACAGAUCACUCACCAAACUGCUCUAUGUAUCAAUACUCAUCCUGCUCUGAGAGAGAAAAAAAAGGUAAAAACACACUUACUGUACAGUUCGUUAACAAACAUCCCAGUGUUGUGUAUGUGCUUUCUGAGGAGACACUCAGAGAGUUUCUGUUUGUACAUCUGACUCAAGUAUAGGUGACCUGUGACCUGUCCAGUGCAAACAGAACAUGCAGAUUUCUGUUGCUGUGUUGAACAUGAUGCUAAUGAUGAGACCCAGUGUUUUCCUUCUUUUCCACUUUUUACAUAAACCCAUUUGAUGUAAU